This is a messenger RNA of Lottia gigantea (owl limpet), 873 nucleotides long. RefSeq lists its product as hypothetical. The transcript has a single exon. Bases 1 to 873 code for a protein of 290 amino acids. The record is from RefSeq and is a predicted model, not a curated record. Lineage: Eukaryota; Metazoa; Mollusca; Gastropoda; Lottiidae.
AUGACUUGUGCUAGAAUGAAUGAAUUCAACAAGAAAUUUAACACUUCGUUUCAAAUUUAUAAUCCCAAAAACAGACAUUUUCACCCCAGAGACGUUCACGAUGAAUUAGAUUGGGUUUUGUACUUACACAACUCGCAUUUCUGUUUGAUUAGAAGAAGCCAAAAAAGUUUGGGAAUUCAAGAAAUAGAAGAUAAUUACGAACAGGUGUGGAAAACGUGUAGAGACGACAACGCAAUAACACAGGUUUCACCCCUCAAACUAAACGUGCUUUCGAGUAUGAGUGAUGAUGCGUUAUUCGCUUGGGAUUGCGAAACGUAUUCAGAAAAAGACACGCGAAGAGCAAUUCCUUAUGCCUGCACUUUAAUUAAUUUAGAAAAACUAAGGAAAAUGUUAAACAGAAUAAAUAAUCUAUUUCCAGAUUUAAAGCCUACAGAUCCCAUUCCAGAAGAAUUUUAUGAUAAACUAAUGAAUGUAGUAGAAAUAUUUGUAGGUACAGAUUGCAUCGAUCAAAUGUUGAAAUAUUUAGGUCAAUAUGAUAGAAAGAGAUUAAUAUUAAUUUCUCAUAACGGCAGUGGAUUCGACAACUGGAUCGUGCUUAAAAAUGCAAAAAAACUAACGCAUUGCCCUUUAAAAACACCCAGAGGAAUUCUAUCUUUUCCUUUAUCUACAUACACGGAUGAAGAUUUACAGAAAAAAUGGAAAAGACAGAAAGAAAUAAAGGGUAAUUAUUUACAACAUAUUAAUUUCACGUGUUCCUAUCAACACGAAUCCUCUAGUUUGGCUGCAUGGGGAAAUUCUUCCAAUCUACCCGCGAAAUUGAGAAAGAUUGCCGACGUAGAUAUAAAUAUACGCAAGACAACUGGGAGGAAUUGA